Messenger RNA from Cylindrotheca closterium, 1437 nucleotides. The record is from the annotation of a GenBank genome assembly. Lineage: Eukaryota; Bacillariophyta; Bacillariophyceae; Bacillariales; Bacillariaceae.
AUGGCAGAAGUUGAAAGCAGUGAAAUUCCUAGAGAGGUUGGUGCUCCUGCAGAUCCGGAAGAGGAGGAACGACUUGAAAAGGCCAGGCGUAAAGCCAAACAAAUCGAGGAUUUGAAGAACAGGGUCAAGGCAAAAGCUACUGUGAAGAAAAAGUGGUCUUCGCCGCUGGAACAAAACACUGCAAACGAAAGUGCAACUUCGGCACAAGAUACGGCCAGCAAAAAGACUGCAAAGAAAGACAAGAAAAAAACGAAAGCCGCUGCAAAAACAGAUAAACCUUCCAAAUCAAAAGACAAGUCGAAAAAGAAAAGAAGCUCCAAAGCCAAAGAAGAUGAACAUGACUUGCAUGAGUCUACUGAUGAAUCGGAAGGAGAUAUCAGUAUUCCCUUUGUGAUUGAGGUCUUGGCCGAUAGUGCACAGGAUGAGCAAGCCCUGGCAGCUGAUGUAGAAAAGGAAUAUAAAAAGUAUGAUAGCAUGCACAACUCUCACAACGCUUUGAGAGUCUUGGAGCGAGCUGACAGUGGCAAAUCCUUGAAAGAAAUGGCCCAGAAAACACGGAUUGAGUCCACAAAACCCAAACGAACCCGAUCCAUCAAUGCCCAACAAGCACUGGAACGAGUCAAUAGCAGCAAACCAUUAUCGGCUAUGCAACGAGAAGUGAAAACAAGAGAACGAAAUCUCCGUAACCAGGCUCGUAAGCGUCCCACUGCAGCAACUGGCAAUCCAGAGCGAACGAGUAGUUUGAUAACAAACGAUACGACGCCAAAGGGCAUGCCACAACGGACAAAGUCGUUGGGUUCCCAACGACCAUCCAAGGCACCGGCCAUUUUCGACAAUGAGGCACGCCGGAGGAAUGGAGGCGACGAUACUUCCUCACGUCGUAGUAAGAGAAGCAUUGAUGACGACUUGGAAGUAUCCAAACGGGGAGCAAGUUCAAGGCGGACUGCACGCAGUAUUGAUGACGACAUGGAAGACUCUAGAAGAGGGUCGAAACACAGUUUUGGCACUGGUGCAGGUAGAAGUUUCGAUGAUGACUUUGACGACUCCAGACGAGGAGCAAGUUCGCGACGGACUGCACGAAGUAUUGAAAUCGAGUGGGAUGAUGAUGUUGAUGGUAACACCGAUACUGAGUCAAGGAAAAAAGCCGCCGAGCGACGGGCUCGGCGAGAAUCUCAUCGCAACACCGGAAAUCAGACCAAUGAAGUCUUGCAACGUGCGGAUAGUGGCAAAUCUUUGAAAGAUAUUGCCAAUGAUUCGCGACGUAGGAGAAGUUCGAGCGUGGGAUCUCACAAGGGUAGUGCACCUAGAUCGCGACGAGCCUCUGUGGCAGCGCCUGAAAUAGUAGCAGGAGGUGGAGCGCCGUCGGAUUCCAUGCGCAUGAAGGAAAUUGAAGCACAAAUCAUUGCAGAAGAGAAAGCACUAAAAGAAAGCUCAUAA